CUCUCAGCGAUGGGGAGAGAUGCCUUUUUGACCAGACUAGCGCUGGGUCGUUCUGCAUAUGAGCUCCCAGAACGCUUCCCGGCUGGUACUCAUCAGUAUGAUAGUCGCGGGCAUCCAGUCAACCCGCAAGCGCGCGCCUUGGGCCGCGUUCUGCGCGAUGCUCAAAACGACGUCCUGGCAGCGGUUGGCGUGGUCGAGCGCAAGCGCGUAAGCCUUGCGGCGGCAACUCCGUCUCCGCCAAAAGAUCCGCUGGUUGUUAAACUGGUCGAGGCAGAGGAGUUGAGUGGUACCUCUGUGGCCGUCGUUAGCACUUUGGCAAAGUAUGCUGGACUGUGGUGGGUGUAUGCCCUGCUAGACCGUAUCUUGACCUACGAUUACCCACAAGAGCACUCUUUUACGGAUCUCCUCUGCGCUCAGUAUCGCUCAGAAGGGCCGGCCGCGUUCUUCUUCGCGGGCCUCCCCGCCCAUCUGAUCUCCAUGCUCACCAAUGAUGGAGAAAUGUGGGCUUAUUUUGCUAUUUCAACACUUGAUGAAGCUCUUCUAAGGUCAAACCUGUCAAGGGAUCGCCGAAUGUUUUAUCAUCGAUGGAGACCACGAAUCCGCAACAUUAUUUCCAUCGCGGUAGAGCUAAUAUUCGCCCCAAUUGUCCUUCAUGCAACUUCCCAGAGGUUGUUUCUCACGUCGGCAUCUCAGCUGUUACCGCCUGCACAAAUGUUCAACCCUUUUUCCGCAGGUUCCCCCUUCAUGACAUUAACUACACCUUUACACUUUUCUCUGACAGCUGCAAUAAGCUGCGUCUCCUCAACAAUCAUUUCACCAGCUAUCAUGGCCUUCGUUUGGCGGCGGGCUUUAACGCAUAUUCAGCGCCUUAUGUAUGAACCUUUGGAAAGGAACAUCUUGGCACCUGACAAUCCAGACGUGUACACGACUGAAAUCGCGGCGGACAGAAAGAAUGAUGCCCUGCCGUUAGCACCCAAAAAUUAUCCUUGGGCUGAUUGGUUCUUUGGAUGCCUGCAGUGGAAUCGGCGUGACAGUCCACGCGAUGUUACAUCUGCUGAAAUACCUGACGAGCUGUCACUCGAAGAUAGGCAUUUCAACCGUGGCCACCCUGUGCGGUCCACUGAUAUCGAAGGCCCAGAUGAGGAUGACCGACCGGGUACGCCGGUUGGACUACCCCCAAGUCCUUUCAACCCACAAACCCCACCAACACAAUCUCACACUGGCUUUCCCACACCACCGAUUUCACCUACAGAGUCUUUUAGAAAUCCGGACAAUGAAAGAGACGCGACCGUACGAAUCGCAUCUCGAGACGAGGGCUCGGGGGUCGUAAGCCUUGAGAUAGCUUUGCCGGAGGAGUUGCAAGAAAACCCGAGUGCCAGCAGGAGCGCACUUGAGGCGCGUCGGCCUCAGGAAACGCUCAAUGAACGGCAUCAUCGACGCCGCGAGCGCGAGCGCACUAAAGUGCAUCGUAUCACGCAGCUUGCCGAGGAGCCUGCAGAGAUGUUGAUGACAUGGCUCAAUUUCACAUUUUCGGACUGGAUGCUUCUGCCUCUGAGGGCAAUUGGCCUUCGCAUGCUGGCAGAGUGGUAUUUACGGUCGCUUAGUGGGAGAAGCGGCGGGCACCAAUUGCCUGCAGGGGCGCAGGCGAUUUACGGCGCAUGGCCAGCACCCUCAGCAAACAGGAGCAUGGGCGUGUACAUUGGCCGAGUGGGCUUGUGUUGUGCCCUAGAGGCAAGCGUAGGUCUCGCGGCAUGGGGGCUCGAGUGGGUGGUGGUUACGGGCAUGGGACGAAGAUAUUUUGGUUGGGGACGGCGAUGACAUAGUCAAAGGCGGAAAGAACUAUAAAGAACAAAAUAAAAAAUGCAUGUAUUCCCAUCAUCGACGCCUCCCUCCCAUCGCCAUCACUUAAGACGACCCAUCGAGAGGAAAGCUUCCUAUCCGGGAAGGACAGUUUAUCUCCAGAGCCACAUCGCAAAAGCGACUGGCAACACUGCCCGCUGUGGA
This is a messenger RNA of Aplosporella prunicola CBS 121167, 2004 nucleotides long. RefSeq lists its product as uncharacterized. NCBI's taxonomy places the organism in Eukaryota, Fungi, Ascomycota, Dothideomycetes, Botryosphaeriales, Aplosporellaceae. The record is from RefSeq and is a predicted model, not a curated record. The transcript is spliced from 4 exons. Bases 10 to 1818 code for a protein of 602 amino acids.